Molecule: messenger RNA, 1101 nt
Organism: Microcebus murinus (gray mouse lemur)
Lineage: Eukaryota; Metazoa; Chordata; Mammalia; Primates; Cheirogaleidae
Source: RefSeq, a predicted model, not a curated record
AUGCUGCCACCUGCCUGCCACAGGGAGGAAUUCGACCCAGAAUACACAGUUGAUGUAUUUAUCUACCAUGCUCCCUCUCCAGGUUUGUUCCUCACCCCUCUCCACCAUAUCUUCAUCACCACCACACCACCACCUGCAAAAUUUCUGUUUAUCGUUUCUGGCUCUCUCUCAGUCAUCACGGACAAAAGGUCAACUAAGACUUUGGUUCGAGGCAGCCUGGCUGGAAGCAUUCUGAGCACUCUGUGUGCUCUAGUGGGUUUCAUUCUCCUCUCUGUCACCCUGGCUGCUUUGACUCCUGCUUCACUGGAGUGUCAGUUGGACAACGAUAACAGGCCCACUCAAGCUUACCAUUAUUACUUUUUUUUUCAUUCAUAUAUGGACUGCUUUAUUGGUGAAAGCAGCCUGUUUGGAACGUUGUCUCUGAUGCUGGUUUGCACAGUGCUGGAGUUCUGCCUAGCUGUGCUCACUUCCGUGCUUUGGUGGAAACAAGCUAACUCUGACUUCCAGGAGGUUGUGCAUUUCCUGCCUCAGAAUUACACGGAUGCAUCCAGCACGCACUCAAGGAAAGGUGGCCGUGGAUAUCAAGAGCUAGGGAAUCCUUAGGAAAAAGGGCAGGGGUUGGGGGUGGAAUAUUCAUCAGAAAGUUGGUCUUUUGGAUAAUGUAGAAAACCUAAUAAUUAUUUAAAAGGCAUUUUCCUAAAUGUGAGCUUGUUAGGCAAUGAACAUUUUUAAAAAUUGUUCUCUUCUAAUUGCAUAGAUAUGUUGAAUGAGGGUCUAUUGAUUUGCCUGAUAUUGACUUCAACAAAAGCACAGAGCUAUAAAUUACCUUUUCCUAGACUGUUAAAAUAGUCAUAUAUGGUACUGAGAAAACUAGGCAGAAUGAAGAUGAUUCAGUGGGUCUUGGUGGUGCAAAGGAGACAUUUUUUCUUGUACCCCUUAAUUGUCAACAUGAGUUAACUGAGUUUUUGGGGUGUUCAGACUCCUUUAUAAUAGGCUAUAGUGUUUUAACACAUGUACUUUACUCAUUAGUAUAUGGAAACAAGUUCCCUAUGAUGAAUUUCAGGGUGUAUAAAAGUAGCUGGCUUCAAAAUAAAAAUAUUU